Molecule: messenger RNA, 672 nt
Organism: Neltuma alba
Lineage: Eukaryota; Viridiplantae; Streptophyta; Magnoliopsida; Fabales; Fabaceae
Product: LOB domain-containing protein 12-like
Exons: 2
Coding region: 28-576 (182 amino acids)
Source: RefSeq, a predicted model, not a curated record
UCGAAGCCUUUGCGAUCUCAGAUAAUAAUGGUAGGCUCUUCUCCUUGUGCUUCCUGCAAAUUGCUACGACGUCGCUGCACCAAGGAAUGCAUUUUUGCUCCUUACUUUCCUUCUGAUGAUCCCCAAAAGUUUGCCAUCGUCCACAAGGUGUUUGGCGCCAGCAAUGUCAGCAAAAUGUUGCAGGACCUUCCGGUGCAUCAAAGAGCAGAUGCCGUGAGCAGUCUGGUUUACGAGGCAAAUGCGAGAGUGAGAGAUCCAGUGUACGGCUGUGUAGGAGCAAUAUCAUAUUUACAAGGUCAAGUUUCACAGUUAAAAAUGCAGCUUGCGAUGGCUCAAACAGAGAUUAUGUGCAUCCAAAUGCAGCAAGAUUAUCCUUCUUCAAAUCUAUCACCAGCCCACCAGAUUGAUCCUUACCAAGACGACAAGUCCCUUAUCGUAUCAUCUGAUAAUAACUACGAAAGCAAUAAUAAUAAUAUUCAUCAACAUCAUCAGUAUCUCAGUUUUGCUUCUUCUUCUUCCUCUUCUAGUAAUGUAAUCCAAGACCCUUUUAAGAGAGAGUCAUCAUUUUGGAGUUAGUGAGUUCUAGACUGAUUAGUAUAUAGUUUUUGCUCCCUCAGUGAAUUAGUUUACAUAUUUUUUAUUAUUAUUAUUUUCUUGUUUGAUUAUUUUUGA